Molecule: messenger RNA, 7036 nt
Organism: Puntigrus tetrazona (Sumatra barb)
Lineage: Eukaryota; Metazoa; Chordata; Actinopteri; Cypriniformes; Cyprinidae
Gene: adgrb1a
Product: adhesion G protein-coupled receptor B1a
Exons: 33
Coding region: 756-5666 (1636 amino acids)
Biological process (GO): engulfment of apoptotic cell; cell surface receptor signaling pathway; negative regulation of angiogenesis
Cellular component (GO): plasma membrane; dendrite; postsynaptic density
Molecular function (GO): G protein-coupled receptor activity
Source: RefSeq, a predicted model, not a curated record
AUUCUGGUGUGACCCACGCAAUGCUGUUGCUCCACAAGGGGGGGCUGCUGGAUAUAUGCUUUAGUGCCCAACUGCCUGCCUUCAAACACUGAAUCCAGUUUGUGCGGACAGAGCGGGCGAGGAGAGGAAGACUCCCACUGCCUCGAUACGCACCGAGAGACCACCCGACCCGAGCCUAGGCUAUACGCUCACCGCACACCUCCCUGGAGCCUUCACACACCACUUCAGGACUUUUUAUCCGGAAAACGGGACAACCAUUGCGAUUUGCGGGCUGGAUUAAAUUAUAAACAUUCGGGAAACAGAGUAACAUUAUCAGAAGUGACAGAACAGAAACACACAUUAACAGGAUCCGCUGUGAAUUUAUGGAUGCUUGUUGCUUUUUUCGGUCCUUUGAGCACCUCUCUUCCACUGGAGCAAACAGACCUUCUUUUGUGUCAUUGUUCAAGCAGAUAUUGCCUGUUGAAAGAAUGAAUACACCGAACUUAUUCUGAACAAGUUGGAGGAAUAGUCGAAGGCUUUUUAUGUGCAGACAAACAGAUGGGACAUGCCAACUUUUUCGAGAUCUCUCUGAGGGCGUCUGGCAUCAUGGACAGCAAACUGGAUCAAUGAGCCAAAGUUCAGUUCAGACGGUUCUGCAAACAUCUGAGAAUAUUGGCUUGUCAUCGGAUUAUCGGCUACAUUAACAACUAGAGGUUCCCAGUAAGAGAUAUUUUCAGCCUUGCACUUUUCUGCACACCGUUCUGCCGUUUACAGCCAUGAUAUCAAAAUUCUCACGGAAUUGUUCAUCGUUGGUCCUGCUUUUCCCUAUUCUCCAACUGCUGCGGCUGGACAUGCUCAAUGCUGCCCCCUCCGGUCCGGAGUCUGACACCUGCUCCACACUGGUCCAGAGCCGCUUCUUUGGAUUCUUCCUCUCGUCCUCUGUAUUUCCCAGCACGCCCUGCUCCUGGACCCUGCAGAACCCUGACCCAAGGCGCUACACCAUCUUCAUCAAGGUCACGAAACCAACCAGAGACUGCAUUCCCAGACAGCACCGGACCUUCCAGUUUGACUCCUUCUUGGAGACCACACGAACCUUCCUCGGGAUGGAGAGCUUCGAUGAGGUGGUGAAGCUGUGUGAUGCCUCUACCCAUGUUGCCUUCCUGGAAGCUGGGAAACAGUUCCUGCAGAUCCGGAAAGGGCUUCCCAGAGCGGGUGCCGGGUCCAGGAAUGGCGAUGGGGAAUUUAAAGUGGAGUAUCUUGUGGUUGGGAAGCGUAACCCCAGCAUGGCUGCCUGUCAAAUGCUGUGCCAAUGGUUGGAGGACUGCCUGACCUACAGUACCUCCAACCGGCCCUGUGGCAUCAUGCAGACACCAUGCCAAUGUUGGGACCAGCCCCUGCCAGACAAAGAAACCAGUGGAUGCUACCGGGAUGGGAUCUAUUUGGAGAACUGCAUCCCUGUUGUGAAAGAAGGAACAGCUGACACUGACACUAGCGGUGGCUGGAGUGGGUGGGGCAACUGGGCGGAGUGCAGCAGUGAAUGUGGAGGCGGAGUCCAGACGCGCACUCGCACCUGUCAGUCACCACCUGAGGAGGCGUACCUGUGCGAGGGUGUUCUGGAGGAAGGUCGUCCCUGCAACUCUCAGCCGUGCAUCGGCUACAGGCAGUAUUCCUCUAAAGGCAAGGGUUUAAGUCCAGUGAAAUACAAAGGAAUGCAAGAGGCCAUGCUUGGCAGAGGCCGACUUGGCACUCGUAGCCAAUCCCUGCGCUCGGUGGACAGCCGUAAACGAGAGGACUCUGAUAAGACCCGCAGCGGACAGCAGUCUUCCCAAACAGUGGAUCCUACGUCGGGUGGGGAGUGGUCUGUGUGGAGCGUGUGUUCGACCACGUGCGGUGAGGGCUGGCAGAGCCGCACACGCUUAUGCGUCUCGGUGCCGUACAGCACGCAGUGCAGCGGGCCGCUGCGUGAACAGAGACCCUGCAAUAACACUGUUGUGUGUCCAGCCGCUCUGAUUACAGUGCACGGGUCUUGGGAUGAGUGGACUCCAUGGAGCUUGUGUUCUUCGACAUGUGGCCGUGGGUACAGGGACCGCACUCGCUCCUGCAAGCAGCCGCUGUUUGGAGGAAACCCCUGCGACGGUCCAGAAAAACAGACCAAAUUCUGCAACAUUGCUGUAUGCCCAGUGGACGGUGUGUGGAAUGAGUGGUCCAGCUGGAGCUCCUGUUCCUCGUCCUGUUCGAAUGGAACAAUGCAGCGCACUCGGGAGUGUAAUGGGCCCUCGUAUGGGGGUCUGGAGUGUCAGGGCGAGUGGCGUCAGACAAGAGACUGUUUCCUCAGAGAGUGUCCUCUGGAUGGUCAGUGGCAGCUCUGGAGCUCUUGGGCUGGUUGUACCAAAACAUGUGGUGGAGGAAGCCAGCAAAGACAGAGAGUGUGUUAUGGGCCCUUUUUUGGGGGUGAGCCGUGCCCAGGAGACAGAGAGGAAGUUAGACGUUGCAAUGAGAAGAGAUGUCCAGAGCCGCAUGAGAUCUGUGAUGAGGAGAAUUUCUCUAACGUAAUUUGGAAGAAAACUCCUGCAGGGGACACUGCAGCCGUCCGCUGCCCUCCGAAUGCUGUAGGACUGAUUCUUCGGCGAUGUUCAUUAGACGAUGAAGGCAUUGCAUACUGGGAGAACCCAACUUACAUUAAAUGCGUUUCAAAUGAUUACAGAAGUAUCCAAACUUUGACCAGAGAUCACCUGUCCAAGGCUCAACGAGGGCUUGUGGGAGAUGGGGUCUCUGAAGUCAUGACCAAGCUGAGAGUGACGUCGAGUGAUGGAACAAGCUACAGCGGAGACCUUCUGGCUAUCAUAGAUGUACUGAAAAACAUGACAGAGAUAUUUAGGAGGUCCUACUACAGCCCCAGUAAUGCAGACAUGAGGAAUUUUGUGCAAUCAGUGAGUAACUUACUGAUGGAGGAAAACAGGGAGAGGUGGGAGGAAGCACAGCUGCUUGGGCCAAAUGUUAAGGAGCUUUUUCGUCUGGUGGAGGACUUUGUAGACGUCAUCAGUCUCCGCAUGAAGGACUUCCAGGAUACUUAUGAGGUCACCGACAAUCUGGUGUUGAGUAUUCACAAGCGGCCUGUCGCAGGAAAUGCAGAUAUCACUUUCCCCAUGAAGGGGUGGAGGGGGAUGGUGGACUGGGCUCGCAACUCAGAGGACAAAGUCAGAGUGGCUAAAAACAUCCUGGUCACUGGGAAACCAGAUGAAGAUGAUGCCUCUGCGUUUGUGACUGGUAUCGUACUGUACAGAAACUUGGGCAGCAUUCUCUCUCUACAGAGAAAUAGCACAGUGCUGAACUCCAAGGUGAUCUCGGUGACAAUCAAACCCACUCCCAGCUCCCUCUCAACUCCACUAGAGAUUGAAUUCUCACACCUUUACAAUGGUACCACAAACCAAACCUGCAUUUCCUGGGAUGAGAAUGACAGCUCGUCUUUGCUGGGCUCCUGGUCUGCGCGAGGCUGUAGAGCCGUGCCCGUCGACUCCAGCACAACCAAAUGCUUGUGUGACAGACUCUCCACCUUCGCCAUUUUAGCACGCCUCAAUCCCGAUGUGAACAUGGAUAAGACCCAGCUUCCAUCUGUGACUCUGAUUGUGGGCUGCGGGGUCUCGUCCCUCACCCUGCUCCUCCUCAUCAUCAUCUAUGUGUCUGUUUGGAGAUGCUUUCACUUGGUCAGUGUCACAUCUUGGUCGCCUCUAGAAAUUAUACAUCAGUUCAGGUACAUCCGCUCAGAACGUUCUGUCAUCCUCAUCAACUUUUGUCUGUCCAUCAUCUCCUCCAAUGCACUCAUACUUAUCGGGCAAACUCAGACACGGAACAAGGUUGUUUGUACUCUUGUUGCUGCAUUUCUGCACUUCUUCUUCCUGUCCUCUUUCUGUUGGGUUCUCACGGAGGCAUGGCAGUCUUACAUGGCCGUGACUGGCCGUCUUAGAAACCGUAUCAUACGCAAACGUUUCCUCUGCCUUGGUUGGGGUUUACCUGCUCUAGUUGUAGCAAUUUCGGUUGGAUUUACCAAGGCAAAGGGAUAUGGCACUGUUAACUAUUGCUGGCUGUCUCUGGAAGGCGGAUUGUUGUACGCAUUUGUGGGACCAGCUGCUGCUGUCGUCUUGGUUAACAUGGUUAUCGGGAUUCUGGUUUUUAACAAACUGGUGUCUAAAGAUGGCAUAACUGAUAUGAAACUCAAGGAGAGGGCCGGUCAGAUGACAGUGCCACUGUACAAUAUGACGCUCAAAUGUGCCAAGUGCGGAGUUAUCUCGUCGGCUGACGUUUCCACCACAGCUACCAGUAACGCCAUGGCGUCGCUGUGGAGCUCCUGCGUUGUAUUGCCACUGUUGGCUCUCACUUGGAUGUCGGCGGUCCUGGCCAUCACCGACCGCCGUUCAGCAUUGUUUCAGAUCCUUUUUGCCGUCUUUGACUCCCUCGAGGGCUUCGUUAUCGUGAUGGUGCAUUGCAUCCUGCGCAGAGAGGUACAAGAGGCCGUAAAGUGUCGUGUUGUUGAUCGUCAAGAGGAUGGAAACGGUGACUCCGGUGGAUCUUUCCAGAACGGCCAUGCUCAGCUGAUGACCGACUUUGAAAAGGAUGUGGACAUGGCUUGUCGGUCAGGCACCCUAAAGCGUUCCUCCCAACAAGGUGAGGAGAAGGUAGCUUCACAGCAGAUCACGGUACAGAAAGGCUCCAACUUCAACACCCUUCCUGCCAGCAUGGCAAAGGUCCACCUGCAAAACGUCGCUGACUACGCCAGCCACACUCUCACCAUGCGUCGCGACAAAGGCGGCAUUGCCGGGGUCAGUACCGAGUUACCCGGAGCCAAAUCUAUUUACAUCUGUGACGGCGAGCUCUUCAAGCAGCUGGAUGGAGCCCCGGGAGACAGUGGCGGUCCCGAAGGAGGAGGAGGAGGAGGAGGUGGGUCGGGCCAGGGUUACGUGCUCCUGCCCAACAACAAUAACACCCUCAGGCCCGCAAAGGGCGGAAAGGACGACCAAGCCACCAAGUACAACAUCAGCAUCGAACAGUUACCCCAGACCAGGCUCAUCCACCUGGCCAACCCCGCCGGCACUGAUCCCGUGCCAGGCUUCGGGUUGAAGAGCCUGCCCACCGACCGAGUCAGCGUUUCCUGCUCAGAGAGGGACUCCCCGGUGCAGACGGUGCAAAACAUUUCCAGCGAGUCCCAGAUGACAAACACAUGUGAGCAAGGGGAUUCUGGGAACUCCGGCAUGAUGUCUAAGAGUGAGACCGUCUCAACACUGUCUAUGAGCUCUUUGGAGAGACGAAAAUCACGCUAUGCAGAGCUGGACUUUGAGAAGAUCAUGCAUACACGGAAGCGCCACCAGGACAUGUUUCAGGAUUUAAACAGGAAGCUGCAGCAUGCAGAGAAGGACAGAGAUUCUCCCCCAGUGGACGGGAAGACUGGGAAGAGAUGGAGCGUGUCAUCAGGAGGCAGCGAUAAAACCAAUCUUAGUGACAAGCAGCAGACCCCCAGCAAGCGGGCAUGGGAGGGCAUCAGGAAGACCCACUCACCACCGUCUUGGGUGCGCAAGGAGCUGGAGCCCCUACAGGCCUCUCCUCUGGAAAUGCAAGCAGUGGAAUGGGAGAAGGCCAGCGCCACCAUCCCUCUGGUGGGCCAAGAGAUCAUGGACCUGCAGACGGAGGUCUGAGAGACCCCCAGAGCAUUCAGAGAAACAGAACAUACUCUACUCGCAGGGAAAAGGGACAAAGAGAGAUUUGAGAGUGCGAACAAACAGAAGUAUGCAAGAAAGAAAGCAACAUGGCUGUGCAAUUUUUAUUUGUGUUGUUUUUUGUUUUUUUGUUUUUUUGUAUUCCUGGAAUGGCCUUUUCCUUAAUGUCAAAGCGAAUCAUAACACUUUCGAAAAUCCAGGUCUGAGCCUGUUGCUGUGGUAAUGAGCCGGCGCUACCGAGAACGGCUGAACUGGGCAAGUUGAAUCCUGGGAGUGACUAAAGGGAAGGACUAAGAGCAGAUGAGCCUUAGUGAGUGGCCUUCAAUUUCUUACACCUCUGGAUACACACACACACACACAUCAUGUCACAUUUAUGGAAGAAAGAGAAGUAGCGCUACAAAAGAAAGCUUUCAAACUGCCCGGUAGGAAUCAGGUGAGCUACACGUCAUUCAAAAUCAAAUUCUUGAAUAUUAUUAGUCUUAUUAUCAUCGUUGUUGAUCGGUGUGACACACAACACAUGCGUACGCUUGGGGCGCGAAAGGCGACGUGAUUGCCCGAAGCCAUUUGACUGUUAUUCUGUCUCAAACGCCCUUCUGAGCCAGUACAGCCCACUGCUUAGCCACUGUGCUCUCCCGUGCACCGCAACGACCUCGGGAUCCUUCGAGAUUCAGCUCGGAAACGGGUCGGCGGUCCAGCUGGUGGGUUCGUGAAACCCGACGCGUCUACAUUCGCUUGAUGUUCCCAUCAGAAUCACUGGAGCUGUGAGGCCUUGAAACAAACUGCUGAGUCUCAGAAUACGUGCAGAAUCGUGUUUGAAAGAGAAAACGGAGAUGAAAACGAAUAUAUAAAUAUAUAUAUUAUAAAUAGUCUUAUAUAUGAAACUGCAGAGGGGUGUUAUUCUCUGGUUAGGUUGUGGUCGCACACAGAGAAAGCACAAGACUCACUCCUCAGAGUCCUGUUGUACAGCAUUGUAAUUAUUUCCAGAAGAGUUCUACAAAAUGAAUUUUAGCCUAUAAAUAUCUUUCUUACUGUGCUUGGGGAAUAUUGUUAACAUUAUUAUAGAUAUCAUUGCGAUUCUGAGAUCCCCCCCCUCCCCACAAACUGGACUGGACUUUAUCAGUGUUCUGUAACAUCAUGUAACGGUGUGUAUUUCGGUAUCACUGACUGUCACUCCAGAUGAUACGUACUUGCCUGAAUUCUCCACCAUCUGCCCCUCCUUCUCCUUCUCUCCCUUGCCUUUCCACGCUCCCUUUUUUAAGUUCACUGGGGUUUCUUUGUUAUUGUACAGUUUUCAGAGCACAAAAUGAAUGUGUCAUAUUUCUAAUAAAAAAGUAUAUCUAUAUAAUAAA